CAUCUAUUCCGCGUUCGUAAGAGCCUAGCGUAACUAUUUCAUCGUCCACGCAAAGCCGUCGCCCCGUUCUGCGUCACACCACAAGAAACGCACUCGAGCUGGCGACUCCUAUUAUGCGGGACGCAUGAUCCUUCUCAUCAACAGAAACACCGUUAUAUAUAACACAUGGCACAUGGCCAAUGAUAGAAAUGGACUGCCCGGGAGCUGGGCAUAUAAUCUCCUCCGGCCUCCUCUUCGGUUACGGAGGUGACGACAAGCUUGUCACCUCCGGUAGCAGUGCCAUUUCGCGAUAGUUGCCAUGAAGAAAACAGAGAGACUAGUAUCCAUAUUUAUUGCUCUCUCCACGCUGCUCGACGUAGCGGCACAGCAGUCGUGCGGAGGAGCAUACGCCCAAUGCGGAGGACUGCUUUACGAUGGCCCGACCUGCUGUGAGACCGGCCUCGUGUGCGCGAAGCAGAAUGACUACUACUCCCAGUGUCUUACGCCUGGAACUCCCGGAGCCUCAAGUGACCCGAUCAUAUCAGUAACCACCACAACAGUCCCGCCUGUGACGACAGUCUCCACUCCCUAUCGUACUUCGACGGUUUUCUUGUCCGGUGCGGCAGCUGCCGCUCACACCCAAGCAGCGUAUCCAAGUGGGGCCGGCGGCUGCAGUGGGCAGGCUAUGGCUGACGGUGCGUGCUGUCCGGUCUACUGCUCGACAGACCUCCGGUCCGAACGGUGCACGAGCGACUGUACGGGGAGCUGCAUCACCCCUGAUCCGGGUAUGUGCAAGUCGGGGACUAUAUGGGGUGAAGUGCACAGCGUCGCGGAGGAGGAAAGCUGGCAUUACAGCCGCUCAACGCAUUAUGGUAUUACCAGCGCGGGAGCGUGUGGCUUCGGGCUGUAUGGUUUGUGCGCGAAGCCGAAGGAGGUCUGGGUCGACACGAUGCUGGGAGAUGCCUGCGAUGCGUUCUGCAAGGAAUACCCACCACUUUGUCAGGACCCAGCAGGAAACAUGACGCUGCGCGGGAACUUUGCUGCGCCCAACGGAGACUACUACACGCAAUUCUGGAACUCGCUUCCUGGCCACGAGAGAGAUAAUUACCUUUCGUGCGGCGAGUGCUUCGAGGUGAUCCAUACCAAGCCCGACGGAGCCGACUACGCCUUCGGCGAAAGUGGUUACACGGAUCCUAUCAUCCUAGAGAUCACCGAUUCUUGCCCCUGCUGGCCGAAUCCAAAGUGGUGCUGUGGCUCAGGGGCCGACCGUUGCGGCGAGAUCAACUUCAAGUACGGAUGCCCACUUCCGAAGGAUAGCAUUCACCUCGAUCUGUCCGAUAUCGCGAUGGGUCGGCUUCAGGGUAAUGGCAACAUUGUGGAAGGUGUCAUUCCUACUCGAUAUAGGCGCGUACAGUGCCCCAAGCCCGGCAAUGUGUACGUCUGGCUCCAUCCGUCUGCGGGACUUUACUACUUUCAGGUAACUGCUGUCAACGUAGCCAGCAGCACCGGAAGUAUAGUCAACAUGGAGGUUCGGGGAGCGGGUCAGAGGGAAUGGGUGACGCUAAUUCAGCAGCCGGAUUACUCGUCUUCUAGACCACAAGAGAGAUAUGGUGCCUGGCAAAUUCUGAAAGACAGUGGGCCGUACAAGGUCCCAAUCGGUAUGCGUCUGACGAGUGCAACGGGCGAGCAGAUUGUGAAUGAGGCGCUGAUUACCUCCUUUACGGAGCCGAGCACUGUGCCUUCUGGUUCAUGGUAUCUCGACAUGGGCUUGCAGUUUAUCCACUGAACAAUCAUGUAACGAUCAUAGUAAGAAAGUGUUAAUUCAUUCUUAGAGUCUCAAGAUUGUAACGC
Messenger RNA from Trematosphaeria pertusa, 1830 nucleotides. RefSeq lists its product as uncharacterized. The coding region runs from base 299 to 1765 and encodes 488 amino acids. Gene Ontology annotation, cellular component: extracellular region. The record is from RefSeq and is a predicted model, not a curated record. The transcript is spliced from 6 exons. Lineage: Eukaryota; Fungi; Ascomycota; Dothideomycetes; Pleosporales; Trematosphaeriaceae. Gene Ontology annotation, molecular function: cellulose binding. Gene Ontology annotation, biological process: carbohydrate metabolic process.